AUGUCUGAUCAGGCCCCCGACUCAAGUGGCCCUGGCCCUGGCCCAUCUUCAUCUUCGUCUCCACUGCCCCCAAUAUCUCCCGAGCCAACAUGGUCUACCUCCGCCAGCGACGCAAUAACCCAGGAUCGACAAAGCCCUCCUAGAUUGGUGUCGUUAACGCUAUCUGAUCAGCUAGUUCUACUGCAAAUCUGCCUUGUUUACAAAUACCUCUACACAGAACGGCGAGGAAAUGCUGAUUAUUGGCAAUGUGUUGCUUCCCACUUUUGGGAUAUCUCAGGCUGGAGCUGGGCUCGUGUAAGAAAUUACGUGCAGCACAACAUCCGACGUUAUCGUGCGGAUCCUCUCAACGUGCGCGACAACCCUGAAGGUCAAAUGAAACAACUCUUGCGGGAAUUCAUUGCCCACAUAGACAGCGUCAACAGGCCGGUCCCUCAAAUUCAAACCCAACGCCCACUCCCACUCCCAUCCUCUUCCUCGCAUCCCCAGCAUACCAUCCAUGGUAAUUCGCCUGUGGACACGUACUCUCGACCUCCUUCUAUGAAAGAUUCCGACCAAGAACUCAUUGCGAAAAGCAAGGAAGCAGCAAUGCGGGGUAACUUUGACGAGGCCAAGUCUCAAUUGCUUCGGAUCUCAAACAAAGCAGUUCUUGAAACACACCUCGAGGAAUUGGACAUGAUCCGCAAAGAUCAAAUCCAAACCAACGAAGACAUCGAAAGACAAGCCAAGGAAGCCGAGUUGAAGGAUGAUUGGCAAACGGCCAAGUCUCUGCUGUCUCGCAUUGUGGGCGAGGAUGGUCCUUUCCUUCUUCUGGCAUUGGAAUACAGUCGAGCACGGAUAGAAUGGGACGUUCCCAAAGCAGAAGAAGCGAUGGGGCAGCUUAAGAGGAAAUACCCCGAUCCACGCCUUGAGCAAGUGGAGCUUGACGAGAAUUAUGUGAAUGCAGAUAUGUCUGGCAACCCGCAGAGGGUCGGUCACUAUCGUGGGUUGCUUCGUGCCAACAAAAGGAAGAUCGGCACCCUCUGGGAAGAACCCGAUGACUUCCGCAAGGUAUUCCAGAUGAUGGCUGAAGAGAUGCGCCAAGCUCGUGACAAGGCUUGGUAUGCGCGCCCAGCUCCAGCUGGUGAGACAGAGCCUCAAUCUCAACCUCAACUUAAGGCACUCAAUAUCGAUGAAGGACUCCGUAUGCUAGAAAGGGCGCGGGCAGAAAUCGAAUCUCAACCGGAUACUACCCAAGAACUCCGGCUGUUGGAAAUGGCACAGACGGCGCUAAUUGAUGGACAUGACAAGGCCAAAGCUCUCCUAUCCCAGGGAUCGAGCGAAGAAUGCCAAGAAGCCCUCCAAGCAUUGGAGCAAAGUGCGUCACAGCUUGUCGCCGACUUUGAGGAGGCUGAGACUUCACUGAUCGCCCAGACUAAGGAGGAUGAGCCAUGUCGAUUGACACCCGAGCACCAAAUGGCAUUGGUGGUUCUUAUGGAAGCCGAGGCAAAAGCGAAUGAAGAGAAGGUCGAAUCUCUACUGGCUCAACUCCCGAGGAAUAGUAGUGAGACCAGGAGCCUCCGCAAGGAAUGGGAUGAAGUGUUUGCCAAGAAGAGCCGCUACCUUGCAACCUGCAGGGCUACACUUCUCGCCGGGGGAAGUUUGGAAGAUGUUGAACCAGAGCAGUAA
This is a messenger RNA of Penicillium verrucosum, 1665 nucleotides long. RefSeq lists its product as uncharacterized. The transcript is spliced from 2 exons. The record is from RefSeq and is a predicted model, not a curated record. Lineage: Eukaryota; Fungi; Ascomycota; Eurotiomycetes; Eurotiales; Aspergillaceae. Bases 1 to 1665 code for a protein of 554 amino acids.